AUGAGUCAAUCAAGGAUUCUGGACCGGCUCUCGGCACUCGACACCAACACAGUUUCAGAUGCCCUGGACUUCCUGGGCCUGAAAGGAGCAACAUACGGCUUACAGCCGCUCUGGGACUGUUCAAAGAUAGUUGGUCGCGCAAGCACUGUCAAAGUCGGACCCAAAACCGAUGUUGCUCCCGCGAAGCAUCUCCUCACACCAGUCAUUGACGCGGUAACUACAGACGACCGCAUUCUGGUCAUCUCAGGUGGCUUGGAGGGCGUCUCAUGCUGGGGUGAUAUUAUAGCGAAUGCCUCGAAGAUGAAGGGUAUUCGCGGAACCGUCAUUGACGGCAUGAGUCGUGACAUUGAUGGUAGCCGUGAUGUCGGUUACCCUGUUUACGGCCGAGGCGUGACCAUGAUCAGCGCCCGCAACCGUGUUGUUCAAUAUGAUUCUGGAAUUCCACUGGAGAUGCGAGGUGUUACGGUGAAUCAGGACGACUACGUGAUCGCGGAUAGAUGUGGCACAGUGUUCGUCCCAGCCGAGCGUAUUGAAGAGGUCCUCAAUCUGGGCGAGCGUAUCGACAAACGUCAGAACCUGAUGGUUCAGGCCGUUCGCGCAGGACAUCCUGUCUCCGAGGUCAUGCAUGAUUCACAAUUCGAGGCCAUUCGCUCGGAUACUUCGUCCCCUUCUGACGGUCCUGCCGCUUCAUCUUUGUCUUCUUCUCGCAAUCCGAAGCAAGCCAGUAUUGAGGACCAGGAGCUGGUUGCGCUAUUUGCCGACUCAGAUACGCCGGGUGUCUCUGAUGCACUCGACAAACUUGGAAUCUCCGGCCAGGCAUUUGUUAUCAUGCCGUUGGCCGACUACAGCAAGGUCACAGUGGGCCCGGCCUUCACAGUUCGCUACGUGCCAGCUAGUGAUCCACCAGGCAGCGUCGGUGACUUCAUCGACGAUGUGGCCGUUGGAGAUGUUGUCGUGAUCGACAACGGUGGUCGGACAGAUUGCACUGUGUGGGGCGAUAUUAUGACCCAGUAUGCCGGCAUACGGGGAAUCGCUGGAUCUGUCAUUGAUGGUGUUUGCCGUGAUGUGAAUCGUGCGCUCACCGAUGAUUUUCCACUUUUCACUGCUGGGCGUUGGAUGCGGACGGGUAAAGAUCGUGUCCAGGUUGGAGGCGUGAAUGAGGCGAUUGGCAUUGGCAAGGUGCGGGUCGUUCCACGCGACAUUGUUGUUGCCGAUGCAAAUGGUGUUGUCAUCGUGCCGCGGGAUCGAGCUCGUGAGGUGGCUGAAGUCGCAAGAAGUGUUGAGCAGAAGGAAGCUGGGAUUCGCAAAAUGAUUGCUAAUGGGGCUACCAUUUCUGAGGCGCGAGAGCAGCUCGGUUAUCAUACCCUUCAGCGUAAGGCGUAA
This is a messenger RNA of Penicillium brevicompactum, 1383 nucleotides long. Its product is annotated as RraA family protein. The transcript has a single exon. The record is from RefSeq and is a predicted model, not a curated record. The coding region runs from base 1 to 1383 and encodes 460 amino acids. NCBI's taxonomy places the organism in Eukaryota, Fungi, Ascomycota, Eurotiomycetes, Eurotiales, Aspergillaceae.